GCUGACGCCUGGAACUUGACCCGGUACACGCAGCCCGGGCAGGAUUUUCUAGGCUGCUCUCGGCUAGGCCCGGCCUUAACCGUCGACUGCGUUCCUACACCCGCAUCCCUCUAACAUUUCUUUUCUGCGGCAAACAAUUUACAGUACUUGUGGACCAUUAGGUACUGUGAUCACCGAGGGGCAUAGAAGGCCAAUCUACGCGCAACACAUAUCGGAGGGCUCGAUAUGGGUGUCCAAAAGAAGACUCGCAAGUUUGCGCAAGUGAAAAGGAUUAUCGGCCAACGAGACGCUCGCCUCAAGAAGAAUCAAGAGACGGCCAAAGCGGCGGAGAAGAAGAACAAGAACGACGACGAGGUGAUCAGAGAAGUCCCUCAAGUCUCAUCGGCUCUCUUCUUUCAAUACAACACCGCCUUAGUUCCUCCCUACCAGGUCCUUGUCGAUACAAAUUUCCUGUCCCAUACAGUGCAGAAGAAACUCGAUAUGUUACCGACAAUGAUGGAUUGUCUCUACGCGAAAUGCACCCCUAUUAUCACAGACUGUGUCAUGGCCGAACUUGAAAAGCUGGGGCCGAAGUACAGAAUAGCCUUGCGCAUCGCCCGGGACGAACGUUGGGAGCGACUGAAGUGCGGCCACAAGGGCACCUACGCCGAUGAUUGUAUCGUGGACAGGGUCGCCCGGCAUAAGAUUUAUAUUGUGGCAACCAACGAUCGAGACCUCAAGCGCAGAAUACGCAAGAUACCGGGUGUGCCCAUUAUGAGCGUGGCCAGAGGGAAAUAUGUGAUCGAAAGACUACCAGACGCCCCUGAAAAAUAAUGACAAAAGAAUCAAGAUCAAUGUCCUUGAUCAAUUCCAACAAAUUAUGGCCUUGCAAGCAGUGUAUGCGGUGGCUCGGCCAAGAUUCAUCAUCUUGUCGGUGGUGACGCUCUGAACCUCCACACGGUCCACAACGACUCAAUCCCCCAAGCAACAAUUGCCAGUGACACGGCGCUUAACGCGCAAAGGGCGACAAUCACUUUCCGGCGCAUUUGGAAGGCCUCGUCCAUUUCUCGCUUGGCUAGCUUGCGCUGGUGGGAAUGAUAAUACCCAUCCUUGCUAGGAGACCGGCCGAAGAUGCUGGCGUAUGUCUGGCGGUCGAUGAGGAACAGGGAUAUCAGAAACGAGACGAAGAGUACCGGGGCGACGAUCAGUCUUGUGAGUAGAGGUUCAGGAACUGGGUUUGAUCCCGAAGCUGGUGGUUUGUUCGGUGGCAUCCUGAAUGGCAAGACCGCUGGCGGAAAGUCUGGUCAUCGAGCUCAGAAGCCUGAGGCGACAAAAGUGUGCUUUGUGUAGGCGCGAUCAGGUUGCCCUCCAGUCGAGACCACGAUGUUGUACAGUUCAAUAAUGGCUGCCUGGAUAUGGGCUGUGGUGCGAUGAAGGAUGAAGGGGACGAUUGGGAACGCGGGUCGCUUAGUCACCCAACCGUGAUGUCAGACCCGGAUCUGUUCAAGUUGUGCUGCACAAAAGGCAGCAAAUCAAAAGUGCUGGUUCAAUAGGGGACGUAUUCGUAUACCUAGGUAGACGACUUCAAGCGAACUAUGAGUAUGGGGCCGACGAGUAUCUUGAGUGUCGUUCAAGUCUCUCGGAUCUAUCGGAAAAUGUCAAGACCCAGUCCUAUAAUGCUGUCUUGCUCCUAGCCUUCGAUUUUCCGCAGUUGUGUAUUUAAAUGUAGCGACUCGGUGCGCACGUCGAAGCCAGCGCUGCAAAUACCACAAUUGUUCGAUCAUGACACUCUGGUCUACCUCAGGCAGUCAUAUACCGUCGCCGCGGUACCUACUGUUGGCUGACAGGGAGGAUGAAGCUCGAGCGGCUAUGGCUACUGCGUGUGCGGUCCGGUGCUGUUAAUAAACCCACAAUAUGCUCCCAGACAUCCAAAGAUGUGCCAUGGGCAGAAAACACCAUUUCAUGCCCCAACUGUCCCAACUCUUUCAGUCUCUUGUAGCUACCAGGUAACCAAUACAUAGAUUGCGAAGAAGAUGUUUUGACACCCAGAUUCUUUGUUGAAACAAUUGAGCUGCGCUUUAACCAGUGCGUGAAUUGGCG
This is a messenger RNA of Exophiala dermatitidis NIH/UT8656, 2079 nucleotides long. RefSeq names its product rRNA-processing protein FCF1. The transcript is spliced from 3 exons. The record is from RefSeq and is a predicted model, not a curated record. The coding region runs from base 226 to 813 and encodes 195 amino acids. Lineage: Eukaryota; Fungi; Ascomycota; Eurotiomycetes; Chaetothyriales; Herpotrichiellaceae. Gene Ontology annotation, cellular component: nucleolus; small-subunit processome.